AUGGCUAACAGCAGCGCUGCGCAUCGAGAGGCGGAAGCGGAGACGCAUCGAGCAAGGCAGGGGAAGUGGCGCCGCGUCAAGCAAGGCAGAGUCGGAAAAUCCGCGUCGAGCAAGGAGGCGAGGGAGGCGGCGGUGCGAGGUCACGUGGACCGUGGAUCUGCGGCAGGGCAUGGAAGCGGCAGAGGCAGCGGGGGUGGCGCGGGGCUGCAUGGAUUUGCGGCGCCGGCGCAUCGCAGUCCCGGCACAACUGCACACAAGGAUGUGAAGGUGGCUUGA
Miscanthus lutarioriparius is the source of this 276-nucleotide messenger RNA. NCBI's taxonomy places the organism in Eukaryota, Viridiplantae, Streptophyta, Magnoliopsida, Poales, Poaceae. The record is from the annotation of a GenBank genome assembly.